Messenger RNA from Diabrotica balteata, 249 nucleotides. The record is from the annotation of a GenBank genome assembly. Lineage: Eukaryota; Metazoa; Arthropoda; Insecta; Coleoptera; Chrysomelidae.
AUGCAGAAUGUUUCGCAAGAAUCCUCUACAGAUAAUCCGAAAAUAGAUAAAGUGACUGUUCUCCACGAACUAGGGAACUCAUCGUCUACUCCCCAAUCGACGACGUCCAAUUCAAGUCCAGCUAAAUCAGAAACUGAAACGUAUUCAGAACAUCGCAGAUAUAUGUCAGAAACAUCAGAAAGCGAGGAAGAUAGUGUAUCAGAGGUAGGAUAUUAUAAAUUAGCGUUUGUCCCUUGUUUUUCACGUUAA